AUGCCAGUUCGGGUCAAGAGCCGAGCCCUCAGCCUUCAGCGCCCGGACGAGCUAGAACGAGAGUGGGACCAUCUAAGGAUUUCCUUAGUGUCUCUGCUUUUGGCCAAUCCUCGAUUCUCUAAACUUGUCCUUGUCGAUGUAGAAAGAAAUAAACGGAUGUCCGUUCGUCUUGCAACUACCUCCGGGCCCGAAGCACGCACCUCUUACGGCCAGAUGGAGUUUGACCUCAAAAACAUCCGGUUAAUUCUCGCGCAAUCUGGGCUGGUUGCACCACAAAACUUGGAUGGCUGGCAUGAAAUUUCAGCGUCAGUUUCUGAAUUCAUAGUUCGGGGGGCAAUAUCUCUCCAACCUAGUCCAACUCGAAAGUGUCAGUUCAUCUCUUUGGGGAAAGAACCCGUUCUGUCGCGCCAUACCUCGAACGUUCUUUAUAACGAAGUCAACCGGCUAUUUGCUGCGUCUGAUUUCAGUAAUGUUGCAGUCAUGUCUGACCGAAGUUCUGUUCCACAUUCUGCAUCUUCGACAAACCAGCUUGAUGCCCCAAGUAACGCAAGCACUCGAAGCUGGGCAAAUACCAUCAAUAAGUGGCCAAUGUUUUACAUCCGAAUUGACACAAAGACUGCCAUACAGCUGGACGAUGAUGGAUCUGAGCAUCUUCCAGAAUCCGCCAAAUCGGUCCAGCGCAUCGUUGAUGUGCUUGGAGCCAUGGUCCAUGAAUUUUUGAAGCAACACGAUCUCCGCCCUCGUAGCGGCAAACAGCAGACCAUGCCACCAGGCCAAAUCCAGGGUAUUCGUUCCAAAGUCUCCCGAGCAGCUGGUAGUUCUGGUGGCCCCCUACAGCAAGGUCGGUCGCUUUUGAGCGCCGAAGAGGCAUUUAGCAGUCGUGUGAAAAUCCCCUCAUUCUCAAGAGCCCAGUCUCUGAACUCUGGUCAAAGCUUCGCCAAUUGGUCUAGAGUAAAAAGAGCUAAGGAUCUCAAAGGACAUUCUCCGACCCAUCGAACGCCUCAGCGUUCACAUGCGGCGCCUGACGUAACACAGGGAAACAGUUCCUUUGUUCUUGCUAAACAUAGGCGAAACCGUCGAAAUUAUGACGAGGAGUGCACAAUUUAUCCAAGACCCGUGAAUAAAAUGAUUUCUAGCAAGGGUAGGGACAAAGCAGAGGAUUUCCCCAGCGACUCGAUAUCUGACAAGAUGAUCACCUGGGUCGAUCCCCAUACCAAAUUGGCCUAUAUUAUUAAUCCUCGAACGGGUCAAACGAUGAACUCUCGGAAGUCAUCAGCUACCCAGCGUACUCCUGCCAAUGGUGUCGAUACCCCGUCUAAGCAUCCAGUGCAAACCUUUUGGAUAGAAAACCUGUUGGGUGAAUGGGACAAUCCUUCCUUCAGCCGGACAGAAAUGCCGAUACCGAACCUAGACGCAGGGACCGCCGGUCAGCAGGGUACAAUUACUUCUUCGCACGACUGCUUCAAGGGCAUCGGGUCUCUUGAUACCGCGCAGGUUGCCAAGUAUCGAGGAAAACUUCAACGCCGUGCGCUCGAGGGUGCCGAGGUGAUAGCCCAGGUGGACAAAAAGUUCAUCUUGGCCAAGUUCCAUACCACUCCCGUCAAUCUCGGUUGGGAAGGUCAAUCCGAUGAUAUUCUUCUCUUAAUCGAUCAACACGCGGCUGAUGAGCGAUGUCGGAUUGAACUCUUGUUUAAGGAGAUGUUCCUUUCUCCCGACCUAGGUGAGAAUUUAGAGUCGGGGAGUCGAGUGCACACUGUGCAAGUUGCUCCUUUAGCGUUUGAAGUCUCACUGACAGAGGGUGAUCUCUUCCAAAAAUGUAUGGCUCUCUUCUCGGGCUGGGGUAUUGAGUAUACGACACGUGCCUCGACCAACUCUACUGUCUUGAUCACCGUGCAUACUCUUCCUGUUCUAAUAGCCGAACGCUGUCGGCUCGAGCCUCGUGUAUUGAUUGAUUUGAUGAGACGUGAGACCUGGUCAAGUGAGGAAGAUGGCAGGAAGCUGUUCCAGUCGAAGAAAGCAUUUAAAGCCGAAGAUAUUGACCAUGAUCGCGGACUAUCAGCCAUGGACGAUGUGGUACACAAAGGAACCUCAAUAUCAUCUGUCUCACGUUCAUGGAUUCAGCAGAUGAAUGGAUGCCCCCAGGGCAUCGUGGACCUUCUUAACUCCCGCGCUUGUCGCACUGCUAUCAUGUUCAAUGACCCAUUGAACCUUGAAGAGUGUCAGGCCUUGGUCUCUAGGCUAGCCCAUUGUGCCUUCCCGUUUCAAUGCGCCCACGGCCGCCCUUCGAUGGUCCCUAUACUUGAUUUACGAACCCUCUCUGGCAUUGCCGUUUCAUUGCCGCUAGACUUGGAUGCUAGAGAAGUUUAUGAUAACGGCAUGAGUUUGGAUUUCGUAGAGGCGUUUAGAACCCGUUAUGUAAUAUAG
Molecule: messenger RNA, 2424 nt
Organism: Penicillium griseofulvum
Lineage: Eukaryota; Fungi; Ascomycota; Eurotiomycetes; Eurotiales; Aspergillaceae
Product: putative DNA mismatch repair protein (Mlh3)
Exons: 1
Coding region: 1-2424 (807 amino acids)
Biological process (GO): mismatch repair
Cellular component (GO): mismatch repair complex
Molecular function (GO): ATP hydrolysis activity; ATP-dependent DNA damage sensor activity; ATP binding
Source: RefSeq, a predicted model, not a curated record